Molecule: messenger RNA, 2502 nt
Organism: Callorhinchus milii (elephant shark)
Lineage: Eukaryota; Metazoa; Chordata; Chondrichthyes; Chimaeriformes; Callorhinchidae
Exons: 3
Coding region: 1-2502 (833 amino acids)
Biological process (GO): proteolysis
Molecular function (GO): zinc ion binding; nucleic acid binding; aspartic-type endopeptidase activity
Source: RefSeq, a predicted model, not a curated record
AUGGAUACAAGGAGGAACCGUCGGACCCACGGGAUUGACCACGGGGACAACCUCGACGACGCGGGCCAGCGGGCAUCAGGGGGUGAGGAAGAGGAGCUGCCCACGGGGCAGGAUCCACCGACGGCGCCGGACGAGCGACGGGGGACUGACACCGUGCUUCGCGAGGCACACUCCCGUCUGGCGGAGCUGCUGCUCGCCGCCGCGUCCAUCUUGGCGGAGAUCAGCUCGUCGGGAGGAGCGGGGACGGCGGCCGACGUGCUACAGGAGAUGUCCGCCUGGUCCGACGCUACGGCACUGCGGGCACUGCCUGCCAUGCUGGACGACAACGCGCUCGCGGCCUUCACGUCCGCACGCAGGUCGGACCGCUCCACGCUCAAGGAUGCGCUGGCUCUCAUGGCCAAAGUCUACGGUCCUCCCUCGGCGUGCCGCCAUCAUUUCUACGCAAGACGGAAGGCGGACACGGAGACCGUGCUCGCCUACCGCACGGCGUUGCUCGCUCUCGCUGACGCCGCGUUCCCUCGUAUGGACGAGGAGGGCCAAGAUGCGAUGGUUUUGGAGCAGCUGCUCAAGUUGGCGCAGGACCUGGGGGUCCCCAUCAACACGGCCGACGAGACCGAUAUUUCUUCAUUACGGGUCGCCACGAGCAUGCAAGCGCACGAGGUCCUUCAACGAAAGCAGGGGGUCGUCUGCAACGCUGCCGUGGCCUCAACUCCGGGUCCGGUUGACACCGUGCCCCAAGUCGUCAGCCCACGAGAGGACGCGUUCAUCGCGGGACGAGCGGGGGACUGGAGGUCGGGGGGUCGUUCGCCUCUGCGAGCGGCCCGCAAGCUGGAGCAACCGAGAUCUCCGACUACUGUCAUCACCUGCUAUAACUGCGGCCUUCGUGGCCACGUGGCCUCCGGUUGCCGCGCCCCACGUCAGCGCGCCAUGGGACCUCGGCUGGACGACGACCAAGGCCCCAAGUCAUCACUGCAAACCCCGGGAGAGCCGAGUAGAGUUCGGGAUUCGGUUCGGAGAGGGGGGUUCGGCCGGGACCGGGGAGACAUUAAAUGGUCGGAAUUGGGGCACAGAAUAGUGGCUGCCUCAGCGGGUUCAUCCGUCGUUACCGGAUCGAUUGAUGGGGUCGAGGUCAGGGUGUUAGUGGACACGGGGGCAUCGGCGACUAUUAUUUCGGAUCUCAUUUAUAAUAUUCUCCCGGUACAAUGUCGUCCGCUUCUUCCGGUGGAUGUGCCAUUUUACGCCGCUAACGGGGGAUCGUUGGGCAUUAUCGGUCAGAUUAGGGCGUCCAUUUGCAUUGGUGAUAUCAAAUUGUCGGGACCCGUUUUCGUUUCAUCUUCCCUGGCGGUUCCUUGCCUAUUGGGCACUGAUUUUUUGGCGAAAAUGCCCAUCAAAAUUCUCAUUGAUCAGCGUUGCAUUGAACUACCAUCGGGUCGCCGUAUUUCAUUUUUGACGAGCCCUAAUGUAAUUCGGACGGCGUGCGCUACCAUUCAGGCGUUAGCAACACAGACCGUGCACGUGCCCCCGGGUUCACAAAUGUUGAUUCCCCUCCGGUUACGGAAGCCAUGGGGGAAGGAGGCCUCGGAACAGGCCAUGCUUUUGGGUCCUUCUAAUAGGGCUGUUGGAGGUCUCGAUUUAUCGGUGGCUCACACUUUGGUUGGGGCAGACAGGGAUCCGUUUGUCAUGGUUUUAAACGCUGGGGCGCGGCCGGCCGUCAUUCAGCAGGGCACCGUGCUGGCUCACGCGGCACGGGUCCCUGCGGAGGAGAGGCUGGUUGCGCAGGCUGAUCCGAGCCCCACGAAUAGCGUACCAUCAAAGGAGGACCUAGAUUGGAUUGAUAUGCUGUGCGCGGACUCUGACGAUUUGUCAGCGGUACAGUUGGGUGCGUUGCGCGGGUUGCUGAUUGAAUUUUCGGAUGUCUUCAGUAAACAUAAGUAUGAUAUCGGAUGCACGGACCUGCUACGCCACCACAUUGAAACGGGCGAUGCGGCACCGGUCAGGCAAAAUCCCUUCCGACUGAGUCCUGCUGAGAAGGAACAUGUUCAGUCGGCAGUUAACGAUAUGCUGGAAGCCGACAUUAUUUCGCCUUCUUCCAGUCCUUGGGGAGCACCUAUUGUGCUCGUUAAAAAGCAGGACGGGUCCCUGCGAUUUUGCGUCGAUUUCCGCCGCCUGAAUAAGAUCUCGGUGGCCGACGCGUAUCCGCUCCCCAGGAUGGACGAGUCUCUCGACGCAUUGUCCGGUGCGCGAUACUUUUCGACUCUUGAUUUAUUGUCCGGAUUUUGGCAGUUGCCACUCGACGAGGAGUCUAAGCCUAAGACUGCAUUCCGGACUCCAGGGGGCCUGUUUCAGUUUAACCGGUUACCCAUGGGACUUCACUCCUCUCCUGCGACGUUUCAGCGUCUUAUGGAAUUGGUUUUGUCGGGCUUGCAGUGGGAACGUGCCUCAUUUACCUUGACGAUGUCAUUGUUUUCGGUAAAACGUUCGAAGAACACCUCCAGCGAUUGA